Hirsutella rhossiliensis is the source of this 996-nucleotide messenger RNA. Its product is annotated as aldo/keto reductase family domain-containing protein. The coding region runs from base 1 to 996 and encodes 331 amino acids. Lineage: Eukaryota; Fungi; Ascomycota; Sordariomycetes; Hypocreales; Ophiocordycipitaceae. The record is from RefSeq and is a predicted model, not a curated record. The transcript is spliced from 5 exons. Gene Ontology annotation, molecular function: aldose reductase (NADPH) activity. Gene Ontology annotation, cellular component: cytosol.
AUGUCUUCGGGGCGCACCGUAACCCUCAACACGGGCCACAAGAUGCCCAAGAUCGGCUACGGAACCUGGCAGGCCGAGCCCGGCCAGGUCGGCGAUGGCAUUUACGAGGCCCUCAAGACGGGCUACCGCCAUCUCGACCUCGCCAAGAUCUACGGCAACCAGCCCGAGGUCGCCGGGGGCCUCGAGCGCGCCCUCGCCGACGUCCCCGGUCUCAAGCGCGAGGAUAUCUUCAUCACGUCCAAGCUCUGGAACACAAAGCACCGCCCCGAGGACGUCGAGGCCGCCCUCGACGAUACCUUGACGGAGCUGAAGCUUGACUACCUCGAUCUCUAUCUGAUCCAUUGGCCCAUAUCCUUCAAAUCCGGCGAUGACCACUUCCCCAAGGCCGCCAAAGAGGGUGACGUCGAGCUCGACCAGGGCGUCUCCCUCUGCCAAACGUGGAAAGCCAUGACCCAGCUCUCCAAGUCCAAAGCUCGAUCCGUCGGUGUUUCCAACUUUACCGUCGAGCAUCUCGAAGCCAUCAUCCAAGACACCGGCGUGGUCCCUGCCGUCAACCAAAUCGAGCGUCACCCACGCAUCCCCGACCCCCGCCUCCUCGACUACUGCGCCAAGAAGCAUAUCGUCACCACCGCCUACUCAACUUUCGGCAACAACCCCUGCGGCCUGCCUCUCCUCGUCAACGCUCCCGAGGUCCAAGCCGUCGCCGACCGCCUCUCCAAGACCCAGGGCAAGAUCGUCACCCCGGCCCAGGUCAUCCUGGCCUGGUGCACGAGGGGCAAUCACACCGUCAUCCCAAAGUCGGUCACGCCCUCGCGCAUCCGUGAGAACUUUGUCGACGUCGAAAUUGAUGACGAGGCUUUUGACGCCAUCGAGAAACUUGGCCAGUCGCCGCAGCGCUUCAAUGUUCCAUAUACAAACAAACCUCGUUGGAACAUCAACGUCUUUGGUGACGAAAAGGAAAAGGACGCCGCCAACAAAGUCAUCGUCAAACUGUAG